Molecule: messenger RNA, 2137 nt
Organism: Owenia fusiformis
Lineage: Eukaryota; Metazoa; Annelida; Polychaeta; Sabellida; Oweniidae
Source: the annotation of a GenBank genome assembly
UUCCAAUCAAAAUAAAUUGUUGUGUCUGCAGAAAAUGGAUAGGACGAUUUUUUAAAAUUCUUAAGUGAUUUGAGACUCAUUUAAAUGCUAGAAAUGGGGUAGGAACAAUAUUAGGUAUGCUUUCAAAAGUAGCAAAAAUAAAAUUUACCAAUCAAACGAAUAGAAAUAUUCACUCCUGUAGUAACAACAAAUAUGGCCGCCCGAGAAAAGAAAUCAAAGCGGCUUGAGAUGGAAGAGUGGGCAGGAGUCAACAGAAAACUACGUCAACAUGGUUUGCCAUCUAUAUCUACGAUUCAUCAAUCGGAGGUGACGAGUACCUCAGAUGUUGUUGUAUUAGAGUCUGAUGUGGCAAAAAGUUUACGUCAGAGUGUGGUGUCUCUCAUGACAGACUGUGAUAGACGUCAAGAAUUGAUACAGGAACUUAUCUCAACCAAUAAUCAGCUAAAGGAAGAUCUAAGCAGACAGCAGAAUCUAACAGAGAAGUAUGAAACCAGGAUAAAAGAUCUCAAGAUUAUGCUGGAGGAUUCCAGAGCUAAGAUUUCUGAAUUACAGGAUGAUAAUUACACAACCAGUAACUAUCUCCAUGAUGAGGAAACCAAACUUAGGAACACAAAGAAUGCCAUAUCUGCCAAAUACAGGGAGCUCCAGAAUAGGUGUAAACAACAAGAUGAUGAGAUCUACAGGUUGAAAAAGAAAAUUGAUAGAAUGACUCAAGAGGAUGAGAAACGAAUGUUGCAUCAAAGUGAAGUAUACAAGGAGAUCAGGAAAAAGUCAAGUAGAGGACAACAAGCAAUGGAUGAAAAGUUAUUAGAUAUUAUAGACUCCUAUGAGAGGCAGAUUCAUGGCUUGAAGAAGGAACUUGAUAUACUGAGGUUUAAUGGUGAAGAUGAGAGGCCAAGACAUGAUACAUCAUUUGAUGAACCAUCUGAAAACUAUAAAACAUUAAUCAAGACUUAUGAAAAGCAGUUGAAGGAAUCCAAGAAGAAAAUAAAAAGUUUUGAAGAUCAAGUGGAAAUAUUGAAUCUAGAAUUGGGUUCCAGGCCCGAACUUAAAGACUUUAGAUCUGCCCAACACAGGAUAAAGAAAUUGGAAAAGAUACUUGCCAAACAUAAUAUCAGGUUAUCAGAUGAAAAGAACCAGGAGCAAGGUACAUUGAAAUACAGCACCCAAGUGGAUGAUAUAGAUUACUUGCCAUUAAACCAUUGCCGGAAAUAUUUGUCUAUGUUCUGUACAGAUGUCGGUGUAUUUGACUUGGACCAUGUGCAGCCAAAGCUACAGAAACAGGCCAAGGCUGUAGAGGCAUACCCAAGACUUGAACAGUUUGCUAGAGAGGUCCUUGAGGUGGUAGAUUCUUCUAAUGUACCCAUGCCUCCUGGUGUAAAAGCCAAGUCACAUAGGAGUUCACAUAAACAUGAAGUAUGGUGUGAAAAGAUGUGGCAUCAUGUCAUACCUACCCUUCAAUACUGGGUCCAGCAGCUAGCUGGUCUCAAGGAACUUCAGCAUUCUAUUAACAAAUUAAGCAGUAGCCUAUUACCUUGGAAGACCAGUAAAUUCCACUCCAACCCUACAGUCACACAGAUGGUGUCAUCAAUAGAUUCCUUACUUUAUGAAGAAGAGUCAAAAAGUCGUGAGAUCCCAUCACAGACAGUCCUACAAGGCAUAGUGGAGCACUUUCAGAAUUUAUUUGACGUCCCCAAGGUGUCAGGCAUCUAUCCACGUAUGAAUGAUAUUUACACACGGCUUGGUGAGAUGCAGAAUGUUAUCAAAACUCUCAGGAAUUUACUUGGUUUGCAUGAAGAAGCCAGGACAACUGCUAUAGUGGAUGCUGUUGGUAGGUUAUGUCAGAAUCAUAAUGCUACAACAACACAACAACUGAAACAACUGCUGCAAGUAGACGAAUUAGAUGGAGUGAUCAAGAAGCUUGAGGAACAUGAGUCAUUCUUUCCAGUCUUCCAAGACAUCAUCUCAAAGCUUAUGGAGAUAUUAGAUGUACAUAAAAUGGACCAAGUAAUACCUGCAGUGAGAGCUGUGAAACUGUUAGCCACAUAGCAUAUGAGAACAUUACAUCCACAAUUCACAAUGUCAACAAACUAACCAAUCGAGGAGUAAAAUGACAAUAUAGCCUACUGUAUCCUAG